UUUUUCUUUUUAGUUUAAAAUGGCUUACCUUAACUAGACUCGCAUGUCACAUUGUAACCAAAGCUAGAAUAUGGGUCGGUUAUUGCUCGUUUAAGUCGAGGACCAGCCAAACUAGGAAAAAAAAGCCAAUUUAAAAUCCGAAAAAUGCUGUCUUUUAGUUAUAGUUUCUUUGCAUAUUUAGAAAUAUAAAACCGUAUUAUUUUUUAAAUUUAUUAUUGAUUAAACAUAGUGGUACAAGUAGUUAAUGUCAGGUGUGUGGCACCUGAAGGCCGUGUGUGUGUGUGUGUGUGUCACAUUUCUAACACUCUAGCACUGCGGGUUGUGUCAAAUGUCAUUUUAGAGCUCCUGGUCGGGUUUUAGUUUGGACACCCCUAAUCUAGCUGUUCAAUUAAUUGGCAAUCUAAAUGUCAGUUUAAUCGACUGGGACUGUAUUGUGUUGACAACUUGGUCACUUUUCUGUUCAGGUCAGGCUGCGGCAACAUGGCUGAACAUUUCCACAUAAACACUCCCUUACUGGAAAGUGCUGCAAUGUCCAAACGUGUGGGAACCACUGUGUAUUUGAAAAUGGAGAAUUCCCAGCCCUCUGGUUCUUUCAAGAUCCGCGGCAUUGGGUACUUGUGCCAACAGCUUAAGUCACAGUCCAAAGGAUUUGUCUGCUCCUCAGGUGGAAAUGCUGGGAUGGCGGCUGCCUAUGUAACCCGAAAAAUGGGUGUACCGGCCACCAUAAUAAUUCCCUCAUCAACGCCUCAUUCUGUUGUCCAGAGACUCAAGGAUCAAGGUGCUCAUGUCAAGAUUGUGGGCAAGGUUUGGGAUGAUGCAAACGCUGAAGCUCUCAGACUCGUCGAAACAGAGGGACUUUCCUAUGUGUCUCCGUUUGAUCAUCACUUGAUCUGGAAGGGGCAUUCUAGUCUGAUCGCAGAGGCGGCAGCCAGUCUGGGUCCAAAUGUCAAGCCUGGAGCAGUACUGAUAUCAGUGGGCGGAGGGGGCCUCCUCUGUGGGGUCGUCCAGGGUCUGAAGGAUGUAGGCUGGGUGGACGUGCCCAUCGUUGCCAUGGAAACAGUUGGUGCAGACUGUUUGAAUGCUUCCGUUAAGACGGGAAGCAUCGUCACCUUGGAUGAAAUCACCAGUGAGGCUAAAUGUUUGGGUGCAAAGACAGUUUGCACAAAAGCUUUUGAAUACAGUCAGAGCAAUGAGAUCACAAUCAUUUCGGAAGUGGUUACUGACAAGCAGGCUCUUCAUGCUUUGGAAACAUUCCUGGAUGAGGAGCGUGUCCUGGUGGAAAUGGCAUGUGGAGCAACACUUGCGGCUGUCUACAGCGGAGUUGUGCACCGAUUACAGGCAGAUGGUCGUCUACCGGCUCUCUUGGACCCCCUGCUGGUGAUAGUGUGUGGAGGCAGCAACAUAGACAUGGAGCAACUAUCUAUUUUGAAACAUAAGCUGCAGACAAAGUAAUUGUGUAGCAGAGUAAGUGUUAAAAUGCACAGCAUGUGACUGUCAUGUUAUGAAUGUAUUUUAAAAAUGCCAUUUUAUAAAUGUACAUUGUCUUGAAGUUCUUUUUUUGAUUACCUAAAAAAAAAAUCGGUAUGUGUUAAACAAUAAUGUCCAAUUGUAUGUAUAUUUGGGGACUUUUUUGGGGAGAGGAUGGGGGCAAUAAAUGUCCGUUUACCAUGCUUGCCCACCUGGUGGUGUUGCAGUCCAUUGUUCUGGGACCCUGAAAUCCUUUUGCAAUUUACCAGUGCAAUUUUUUAUUUUCUCGUUGAUGUAAGGAAAACACCCUUGAACAUUUGUGCUCACUAGCCUAUAUUUAGACUUGAUGACAAUACAUGGACUGUGAGAGUUCAUGACUCAAUGUGAUUGGUGAGUGUCUGUUUGGCAUAUGACAUCAGACUGAAUCCAGAGCAAGGCCAAUGUGGUGUCCCACUUUGUCAGGAUUUGUACAUAGACUUUAAAACAUGCAAAUGUGUUCUUUAA
Hippocampus zosterae (dwarf seahorse) is the source of this 1971-nucleotide messenger RNA. It is a transcript of the gene sdsl, whose product is annotated as serine dehydratase-like. Bases 481 to 1452 code for a protein of 323 amino acids. NCBI's taxonomy places the organism in Eukaryota, Metazoa, Chordata, Actinopteri, Syngnathiformes, Syngnathidae. Gene Ontology annotation, biological process: L-threonine catabolic process; L-serine catabolic process. The transcript has 8 exons. Gene Ontology annotation, molecular function: L-serine ammonia-lyase activity; pyridoxal phosphate binding; threonine deaminase activity. The record is from RefSeq and is a predicted model, not a curated record.